This is a messenger RNA of Linum trigynum, 3836 nucleotides long. NCBI's taxonomy places the organism in Eukaryota, Viridiplantae, Streptophyta, Magnoliopsida, Malpighiales, Linaceae. The record is from the annotation of a GenBank genome assembly.
GUGUCGUAAUUGUUGUUGCAUCUCUCGCUCUUAUCAAGUUUAUGAGAAAAAUAUCUAUGAUAUAAAAAAAAACUUGGUCUCGAAUUACUCAACCGAUCAACUUGAUUGGGUCCAGAAAUUUUUUUAGAUCGGGCCGGAUUGGGCAAGUUCAUGGGUCGAACCACCUUAUUUUAAUUUCACGCCGGCCCUUCGAAACUGAAGGGGGUUGUUUUAGAAAAUUUCCUAAUCCGACCAUCGCCCGCUCCUUCGUCCUCCUCUGCACACUUCUGGUCCCCAGACUCGCCUCUGGUUGACUGACUGGUUGGUUGCAGCAUAACCCUCUUCCCUCCGGCCAUUUCUCCAGCCCGGCGACAACGCCGUGGCCGCCGCAGUUGCAACAACUUCUUCGUUUUUCAUCACGUUCCAGUGACUACCAGUAGCGGGCGAGAACGGCACAACCCUCCAAUUCGAGGAGAGGAACGCACAGGUCAAGCUUGGUUCUUUUUCUAUUGAUGACACUUUAUCGUUUCGUACUCGCAUUUAUGAUUGCUACGUGUUCUUGUAUCGAUCUGGCAGAGUUGUUUCCCCUGGCUUUCUGCUUCUUCUAUUGGUCAAUUGUAGCGUAGUAAGCGACACCAAUGGCAUUGUCAAUUGCCCAAUUCACUUUCUUCACCAGAGCAGCAUCCUCCUCCUUUCUCCACCGAACCAAUGCCCGCUUCAAUCACUUCACCUUCUCUACGCCCUUCUCCACUGCUGCUGCUACUUGCACUCGCAAAAAGAAUGGGAGACUUUCUGUCUUGUCAGCACUCGAACUGGGUGGGGUCAAGAUUGCUAGAGAUGACGUGGUGAGGGAUGAUCCAACAAACAAUGUGCCCGAUUCGAUUUUCUCGAAACUUGGUAUGCAACUCCAUAAGAGGAACCAGCAUCCGAUUGGCAUAUUGAAGAACGCGAUAUAUGAAUACUUCGACGCCAGUUACUCCACCAAGUUUGAUAAGUUUGAUGAUCUCUGCCCUCUCGUAUCUGUCAAACAGAAUUUCGAUGACGUCCUGGUUCCUGCUGAUCACAUAUCGAGGAGCUAUAAUGAUACUUACUAUGUUGAUUCGGGUACUGUUUUGAGGUGCCACACCAGUGCGCAUCAAGCAGAGUUGUUGAGGGAUGGACACACGCAUUUCCUUGUAACUGGAGAUGUUUACCGUAGAGAUUCUAUUGAUUCAACUCAUUAUCCUGUUUUUCAUCAGAUGGAAGGGUUUCGUGUGUUCUCACCCAAAGAGUGGGAAGCCUCGGCGUUGGAUGGCACAUCUUAUGCUGCCGAGGAUUUGAAGAAAUGCCUUGAGGGGCUAGCUAGACACAUUUUUGGUGCUGUGGAAAUGCGUUGGAUUGAUGCAUAUUUCCCAUUCACGAAUCCGUCUUUUGAACUUGAGAUUUACUUUCAGGAGAAGUGGAUGGAAGUAUUAGGCUGUGGGGUUACUGAACAAGAGAUUUUGAGGAACAAUGGUCAACAUGAUAGUGUUGCUUGGGCCUUUGGGCUUGGAUUGGAACGACUGGCUAUGGUUUUGUUUGACAUACCUGAUAUUCGGCUUUUCUGGACGACCGAUGAGCGGUUUACAUCUCAGUUCACUAAGGGAAAAAUGGGGAUUAAAUUCAAGCCAUUUUCAAAGUUUCCUCCAUGUUACAAAGAUAUGAGCUUUUGGAUCAAUGAAUCGUUCACGGAAAACAAUUUGUGUGAAGUUGUCAGAGGAGUGGCUGGGGAUCUUGCUGAAGAGGUGCAAUUGAUAGACAAUUUUACAAACAAGAAGGGAAUGACAAGCCAUUGCUAUAGGAUUGCGUACCGGUCCAUGGAACGGUCACUUACAGAUGAAGAAAUCAAUGAGUUGCAGAGAAAAGUGAGGGAACAAGUAGAAACAAAGCUAAAUGUUGAACUCAGAUGAGAGAUCUCUGUCUGCACCGAUGAUAUGCUUCGGGGGAAUACCAGCUCCUAGGGAAACCGGUGUUUACUAAAUCUGUGUAUCUAUCGUCACACAAAGAGAUGUAAACUCCUUGGCAGCAACACAAAAGAAGAAAUAAACAUAUAUUGGCUGCCAACAAGAUCCACUUUGUAUCUUCACAAAGUUCUGUAUUUACCAUUGAAGGAGGGGCCUGGAGGUUCGCUUUCGAUUUGUGUUGUAACGGUGCAUCUUUGAUUUAUCACUUUUGUUCUUCAGUGCCUUAUAGCAAUUCAAUAUUUAUGUUCUGUACCUUACCAUAGGUUGCUCCUUUUAAGAAUAUGAUAGAUAGUAUGCACCAUCAAGAAGUGAAAAGAAAGGAAAUAAUAACCUGAGUCUCUUGCAGAUAUGAAAACAAAUAAGAAACUUGCUCGUAGACUUCUUUUUCAGUGGCACCCAUUUCCUUGGUCCGGGUUAAGCUAUGCUCUCAAGUAGAUAGUAACAAAUUAACCGGCCACUUUCAACGGAAAACAAAAUUAAUGAAGUUUCUUCCGACACCAUCACUCAUUUUAAUCAUCACCGUCUAUUGCAUUCUUAUCGACAUGCCAAAAAGUCUUCAACUUCAUCCGCAAAGAACUCAUCAAAGAAGAAAGGAACAUUGAAGUACAACUCUUACAUCAAAUGCCAGGAACCCUAUUACCCACAUUCAACAACCGUAAAACCCCAUUCAACAAAUGGGUCAAUUCGGCAGAAGACAACCUCAAAUGGUUUGAAGUUUGAACCCUCGUACAAGGUUCCUGACUGAAAAGUCUGCAAAGCAUCCGCGCACGUGGCAUGUAACAUGUCGUGAAAUGAUAUCAUUCCGAACUCAGAUGCUUUCGUAAGUAGACCAUCAUCAUUAACUUCCAUAACAUGAAACCGGACUCCUCUCUAUGCGCUUCUAGGCUUCUUCGCCUCCACCUCGGCCACAGAGGCCAACUGUGCAUUAUCCUAUGGAAUCAUGCAGUUUCUUCACUUCGAAAUUGGAGCUCGGUAGAGGGUUGAACUCAUUAACGAGUUGAUUUCUGACUAUUAUGAAAGUUCCUCCUUGUUGAACUUGUUCCAUGCUUCCUGUUCCCAUAAAAGACAAAACAGCUAGUAAGAAACAGCAGGAGUCCAAGUUGCAGCAAGAAAUUUAUGAGCCUUGGUCUAAGACUACCACCUAGCUCCUACAGGUCUACAACAGAAGUAAUAAGAUGGUGAUCAUAGGCUUAUAGCUUUACCUAUCCACCCUUUCACGUCAAUUUUUGUUUUUUUACUUCAUUGUUCCAUUCUUAUCUGUUUGAGGUGUUGCUCUAUGUAGUAGGGUUCUUUGCUACAUGCUGGCAUAUUUUUCAUUGCUAACUUGACAUGAUUUAUCGGAUGUCCCCGAAGGGAUAACUUGACAUGAUUUAUGGAUAGAUUUCAUUAGGGCUGGGAAAAUAGACCAGACCAUUACAAAAAUCGUGGUCCAAACUGUACCGCACAGUUUGCUCCGGAUCGUAGACCGUUCAGUAUAGUCUGGUCUGGUCCAUGGUCUGUAUUAUUUUAUGUUUUGAUCACUUGGUCUGGUCUGGUCUGGUCUAGACCGCGGUUUACCGGACCAAACCGUGGACCCAAUCGACUUGUCAAUACUUGUUAACAGCCCAUUCGACCACUCUCCCAACUCCCACAACGACACCCAAGUCUCAACCUUAAUUUUGUGAAUCUCGUCUCUCCUUCAUUCACAACCACACUUAACCAUAGAGUAAAGAUAAUCAUGUUUCCAUAUGACAUUAUGUUAAUGUUUAUAACGUUAUGGUGCAAGUUGUUAUGCUUUUACUUGAUAUCUUUGUUAUGUACUAAGAUUUAGGGUUUCAAAUUUAUUCAUGCAUGUUAGGAUUAAUGUUUUAAGGCAAAUAAAAAUUAUUUUUCUUG